UCCCACAGUACAUGAAGGCAGCAGCGGCGCGCUCGAAUGAAACAUGGCUGAAGCGGUGUCUGACAGCGAGGUGGAGGCUGUGAGGCCGCCGCCCAAACGCCGUCGCAUCCUCGACCCCUCAGCUAUCGUCCCGGUGCCCGUGUACUCCAACAAGGUGAGCAGCAGUCUGCAGCUGAAACCAAUGGCAGCGAUGUUCCUUGACAAGAAAACCACAGACGACAGCGCGGACGAGAGUUUGUGUUCACAGUCAUCUCAAUCGCAGUCAGCGAGCUUCACCCUCCUCAGUGACUCUGAGGAAGAUGAACCAGAGCACACGAAGAAGAAAGCAGAUCUAGAAACUAUUCGCUCCCCGUCUCCCCCACCUCCAGAGAGUCUAGUCCAGAAGCAGUCCAGGCAGGUCAGACGGAAGAUCAGCGAGAUCGACAGGAAGCUCCGGGAGGUGACCUCCCUCCUGUCCCCUGAGCCUCAGAACAGGAGGACGAGACGCCGCCGAGCUCCCCCGUCUGAAGACCAAGAUGAUGUCAUCGACCUGAACCCGGACUCUGGAGUUGAGGAUUUUUCAUACAGCUCCCUGAUCCGGGAGAUCCCCCUCAAGAUCCGCUGCCGAACAGACGUCCACAAGAUCCCGGUGCUGUCGUCGACACCUUUACAUACCGUGGUGACCCAGCUGUCCGACGUCCUUCACGUUCCUCCUUCUCGCCUCCUGUUGUUGAGGGAGGAAGUGGAGCUUCCGGCAGACUCGACCGUCGGCGAGCUUGGCCUCGGCAUCGCAGACAUCAUAGAGUGUGUCGUCAUGGCAGCAGAGGAUGACAGUGGGGGCGGCAGCAGCAUCACAGUGAGGCUGCAGAGCAAAGACAGAGACUCUUCACAGGACUUCUCUCUGCACAGAGACGCACCGCUGGGCUCCAUCUUCUCCCAGUAUCUGUCCAAGAUGUCUUCCGGCGCCCAGCGAGCGGUCCGCUUCCACUUCGACGGCUCCAAAGUGACGCACAGCCAGACGCCGGCUCAGCUGGACAUGGAGGACGGAGACAUCAUCGAAGUUUGGAUUUAAGCCUUUGGGCUCAUUUCAGAACUCUAAUUAGUCCACGGGUUUGAUAAUUCAGUUACUUUAUUUGUUAAAGUCACUGGAUUUAUUAAUGCUGAAGAUGCAAAGAUCAGCUGAGACACUAUUCAAAAUGUUUUUUAAAGACACAAACCCUUCAAUCCUUGUACAGUUGUGAAUUUAUUUUAAUGCUUUGGUGACUAAACAGCUUCUACUUCUGACCUUUUUACUGAACAUGUCCUGUUAUAGCAAAUAAUAAUAAAAGGAGUUUAAGUUAC
Molecule: messenger RNA, 1320 nt
Organism: Chelmon rostratus (copperband butterflyfish)
Lineage: Eukaryota; Metazoa; Chordata; Actinopteri; Chaetodontiformes; Chaetodontidae
Gene: nfatc2ip
Product: nuclear factor of activated T cells 2 interacting protein
Exons: 9
Coding region: 44-1051 (335 amino acids)
Biological process (GO): positive regulation of transcription by RNA polymerase II; cytokine production
Molecular function (GO): protein binding
Source: RefSeq, a predicted model, not a curated record